Molecule: messenger RNA, 753 nt
Organism: Lemur catta (Ring-tailed lemur)
Lineage: Eukaryota; Metazoa; Chordata; Mammalia; Primates; Lemuridae
Product: olfactory receptor 13D1-like
Exons: 2
Coding region: 1-753 (250 amino acids)
Biological process (GO): G protein-coupled receptor signaling pathway
Cellular component (GO): membrane
Molecular function (GO): G protein-coupled receptor activity; olfactory receptor activity
Source: RefSeq, a predicted model, not a curated record
AUGGAGACAGGAAAUUACUCUGAAGUGACUGAGUUCUUUCUGGUGGGACUUUCCCAAUACCCAGAACUCCAGCUUUUUCUGUUUGUGCUCUGUCUCAUCAUGUACUUGAUAAUCCUCCUGGGAAAUAGUCUCCUCAUUAUCAUCAUCAUCCUGGAUUCUCGUCUCCACACCCCCAUGUAUUUCUUCCUUGGAAACCUCUCAUUCUUGGAUAUCUGUUACACAUCAUCAUCCAUUCCUCCAAUGCUUAUUAUGUUUAUGUCUGAGAGAAAAUCCAUCUCCUUCAUUGGCUGUGCUCUGCAAAUGGUUGCUUCCCUUGGCUUGGGCUCCACUGAGUGUGUCCUCCUGGCUGUGAUGGCCUAUGACCGGUAUGUGGCCAUCUGCAACCCACUGAGGUAUCCCAUCAUCAUGAACAGGGUGUUAUAUAUGCAAAUGGCUGCAUGGUCUUGGAUCGUAGGCUGUCUGAACUCUCUAGUGCAAACAGUCCUGACAAUGGUGUUGCCUUUCUGUGGCAAUAACAUCAUCGAUCAUCUUACCUCCCACCUGACUGUGGUCAUCUUAUUCUAUGGUUCGGCUCUUUUUAUGUACAUGAAGCCCAAGUCAAAGGAUACAAAGGCAUCAGAUGAGAUCAUUGGGCUGUCUUAUGGAGUGGUAACCCCAAUGUUGAACCCCAUCAUCUACAGCCUGAGGAAUAAGGAGGUAAAAGAAGCUGUGAAGAAAGUCCUCAGCAGACACUUGCAUUUAUUGAAACCAUGA